UCCUCUCUCUUUCUCUCUCCCACACACUCUCACACGGGGCAGUGAGAAGGGACUCCGCAAGCAGCAAAGGUCAGACUAGCAUUCCACUUCUCCACCUGGAAACAUGAGUUACUCCGGCGACGUCUACUCCAGCAGUUCCUAUCGGAAGAUCUUCGGGGAUGCGCCCCGGAGCUCCGGCCGCAUGUCGGUGGGCAGCAGCCCCUCUCGCCUGUCCGGCGGAUACCGCUCCAGCGGCUCACACCGCAACUAUGGCUCCCCAUCCAUGGUCACAUCCUCCGGCUACCGCAAGGCGGGUGCCGGGCGCAACUUCCACUCCUCCAUGCCCGACUCCAUGGACUUGACCCAGUCCACGGCCGUCACCAACGAGAUGAAAAUCAUCCGCACCAACGAGAAGGAGCAGCUCCAGGGCUUGAACGACCGCUUCGUCUCCUUCAUUGAGAAGGUCCACAACCUGGAGCAACAGAACAAGGUUCUGGAAGCCGAGGUGACUCUACUGCGCCAGCGCCACACAGAGCCCUCCCGUCUGCACGACUUGUACGAGCAGGAGAUCCGGGAGUUGAGAGCGCGGGUCGAGGAGCUGACGCACGAAAAGAGCCAGAUGCACCUAGACUGCGUGCAGAUGAACGAGAUGCUGGACCGCGUGAAGGAGAAGCUGGACGAGGAGACGAGGCUCCGCGAGGAGGCGGAGGGCACCUUGAAGAGCUACCGUAAGGACGUGGAUGACGCCACGAUGUCCCGACUCGAGCUGGAGAAGAAAGUCGAGUCACUGCUGGAUGAGAUCGCCUUCCUCAGGAAAGUGCACGAAGAGGAGCAGCAAGAGCUGCAGGCUUCCCUGCAAGCCACACAGGUUUCAGUGGAGAUGGACAUGAGGGAUGAUAAACCCGACCUGGCCGUGGCCCUGAAGGACAUCCGUGCCCAGUACGAGGUCCUGUCAGCCAAGAAUCAGAACCAGGCUGAGGAGUGGUACCGCUCUAAGUUUGCCAGUGUGAACGAGGCGGCCUCCCGCAACCAGGACCAGGCGAAGCAUAGCAGGGAGGAGCUAAAUGAGUAUCGCAGGCAGGUGCAGGCCCGCAGCCUGGAGAUCGAGGCUCUCAGGGGCCACAACGAGGCCCUGGAGAGGCAGAUGGCUGAGCUGGAGGACCGCCAUAGCAACGAGAUGGGAGAGAUGCAGGAGACCAUCCAGGAGCUUGAGUCUGCCCUCCGCAGCACCAAGGGGGAGAUGUCCCGUCACUUGCGUGAGUACCAGGACCUGUUGAAUGUCAAGAUGGCCCUGGACAUUGAGAUCGCUGCUUACAGGAAGCUGCUGGAAGGUGAAGAGUGCCGUCUGAGUACAGUUGGCGGAAAUAUCUUGCAGUCAGGUUACUCUGGCUUCUCCUAUUCGUCCAGCCGCUCCUACGCCCUGGGUUCCUCCGCCCCUUACAGGAUGAGGGGAGCCAGGCCUGAGGAACCAGAGAAGGAGGAGGAUGAGGAAGAGAAGGAGGAAGAGGAGAACGAGGAGGAAGGAGAGGAGGGAGGGGAUGGAGAGGAGAAUGGAGAUGAGAAUGCGGUGGAGAAUGGAGAGGGAGAUGAGGAGGAAGAUGAGGAAGAGGAGGAUGACGUUCAGAAGAAGAAAGAAGAGAAGGGGGGUGCUCCCAGCAAGAGCACCAAGAGCUAAACUGCUUGUGUCAUUGAUCAUCAAUGCCUUUCGCCCUACUACAGUCCACUCAUUCACUCAUAUGGAUCCCUUCCCUGUCACCUCAUUUCUGAUACACAAGGACACACACACUUACCGUACUCAUGCCAGAUGCCUCACACACACGUACCUUCUCCUCUCGCUCUCUGGGUAUCAAUAAUCAGCUGUGUGGUGGAAAACAGAAAGACAGACAACGCAGAGAGGUGCAUUACCCUGCCAGAAGAUAAAUCUGCAGCUACAUUUUCUCAGUAUUCUAUGUCACGGUUUUACUCCAUAGAUGAUGGUUACCACAGGGAGCAGAGGGAAGGUGGUCAACGUUACAGUAUUAAGCCAGUCAGUCAGCAAAAGAGAAUGCCUUAAAGCAAGUAUGAUGUCAGAUUAAGAAGUCAGGGAUGAUAUCGCCCAGUAAGGUCCCGUCUUUAUGUGCCAUUAAGGAUAUGAGAUGUGGUUAUUAGGAGCAAUUCAAUUGUAAUCUUGAAGGUAAUAGUAGGAUACUGGUAGUAGCACACAGACUAUGCCGACUAUAUGCACAAAGGUCUAGAGCAUAGAGCUUUACCAACUUUUACCAGUCCAACAUUUAAGGUGCUUUUUGAAGAAAUACGUAAAGAUCAUGCCCAUGGGUGCCAUGCCAUAUUCUGAGCUGAAGAUAUCAACUGGCACACUGAAUGCUCCUCCCUCCUCUCUUUGUCAUUCACAGGAGAAAGAUAUGGAAUGCUCUGUCCAUUGAGCCACUUUCUUUUCCAUCACUUUUCAUCACCAGAAAAGUCAAUAUUUCCCCACUCACCUUCCCCCCUCUCUCUGUCACUGCGAAUGUCAUAGCACGGCAAAAUGACAACAUGGAUUCUAGAAAAAAGUACAUGAAAUCAUAGCGUUUAUUUGGGAGGGUUCUAAUUUCAAAGGUAGGAGAUAAGUGCAUUGUGCAGCACCUCUUCUGUAUUCAGAAGGACAACAUUCAGGACUGAGAAAUGUAGAGUUUUAAAAUGCUGCUAUUUAUCACACUAUACCCUUAUAUUUGAUGUUGAAAUACCCUCUCUUGAUUGAUUCAUUUGUCACUGAAUGGAUAUACCCUCAAAGUAAGAUAACUCUCUCUAAACCUGAGGUAAAUGUCUCUCCUAGUCCCUUCCUUUCCCUAGAGCAGCCUAAGACUUGUUUGUUUACUAUCUGUGGUCGUUUACUGCUCUGUACCCUACGACCUUCUGGCUGGUGGUUUGAGUGGUAGAGUGUGUGUUGUUAAGUCCCAAAUGGUACCCUAUUCCGUAUUUUCUGCACUACUUUUGAUCAGAGCCCAUCGGGAUGCAGCCUGUGUUUGCUUUUAGCAGUGUGCUCUGCUCCAGACAGUUAACAGGCCUGUGGCUGCUGUGAAGGACAGCUGGAGGUGACAAUGAGUGAGAGACAGCCCUCCACUCUGACUGCAUCACAGGCGGCCGGCCGGUGGCACCUUAAUUGGGGAGUACGGUCUCAUAGUAAUGGCUGGAAUGGAAUGGAAUCAAACACACCAAACACAUGGUUUCCAUGUGGUUGAUAACAUUCCAUUCACUCAAUUCCAGUCCUUAUGAGCCAUCCUCCCCUAAGCAGCCUCAUGUGGACUGCAGGACCAAGUGGCAGACGGUGCAGAUGCCACUGGGGUCAUGGGAGGUCACAUGGUGCUGCGCCACAGAUAAGGGCUAUUAUCACCAUACCCCCGACCCCCCCCCCCCCC
Molecule: messenger RNA, 3371 nt
Organism: Oncorhynchus nerka (sockeye salmon)
Lineage: Eukaryota; Metazoa; Chordata; Actinopteri; Salmoniformes; Salmonidae
Product: low molecular weight neuronal intermediate filament-like
Exons: 4
Coding region: 104-1654 (516 amino acids)
Biological process (GO): intermediate filament organization
Cellular component (GO): cytoplasm; intermediate filament
Molecular function (GO): structural constituent of cytoskeleton
Source: RefSeq, a predicted model, not a curated record